AGUCCUAGCUUGACAUCCCCAUCCCUGUUGCUCACAGCUCUGCUCUGAACCAACCAGCAGAGCUGUGCUGGCACCAGCUGCAGGGGUGUUUGCACCUCCAACCUCUUUUCUCCAGCUUCCCACAACUCCUCAGCCCCCUUUUCCCCCAAACAGCCUUUGGGUGAGGAGCAGGAGACCCACACCUGCUGAGAUCCAUGUGUUUCUGGGAAAGGUGGUCCAGCCUCCUGCCUUGCAGCCAGCAGCUGUGCUGAGACAGCCCCGAGCUCGCCAUGGAGCUGCUGGAAGAACCUGGCUCAUAGAUGUUCCCAGCACCAGGGAUGGCACCCACAGAGCCUGAGGCCACCCUGGCCCUCUGGUGAGGUGCCCCCACCUCCCACCCCGAGCCCCCUGCCCAGAGCACGAUGAACAAGCUGCCCUUCCACAACAACAGAGUCAUGCAGGACCGGCGCAGCGUCUGCAUCUUCCUCCCCAACGACGACUCCCUCAACAUCAUCAUUAAUGUGAAGAUUUUGUGCCAAGAGUUACUGGUGCAGGUGUGUGACCUCCUGAGGCUGAAGGAUUGUCACCUCUUCGGGCUCAGCGUCAUCCAGAACAAUGAGCACGUGUACAUGGACCUGGCCCAGAAACUCUACAAGUACUGCCCCAAGGAGUGGAAGAAGGAGGCCAGCAAGGUCAGCAGUGAGGUCUUGCAUGGAGAGCUGCCGGCAGUAAGGCCACCUCUGUCCCCAUCACAGGGGAUCGACCAGUUUGGGCCCCCCAUGAUCAUCCACUUCCGAGUGCAGUACUACGUGGAGAACGGGCGGCUCAUCAGUGACAGGACAGCUCGUUACUACUACUACUGGCACCUGAGGAAGCAGGUGCUGCACUCCCAGUGUGUGCUGAGGGAAGAAGCUUAUUUCCUGCUCACUGCCUUCGCCCUCCAAGCCGACCUGGGAGACUUCAAGAGGAACAAGCACUAUGGGAAGUACUUCGAGCCUGAGGCUUAUUUCCCUGCCUGGGUGGUGGCCAAGAGGGGCAGGGAUUACAUCCUGAAGCACGUGCCCAACAUGCACAAGGACCAGUUUGCCCUGACAGCCUCAGAAGCCCAUCUCAAGUACAUCAAGGAGGCUGUCAGGCUGGAUGAUGUGGCUGUGCACUACUACAGGUUGUACAAGGACAAAAGGGAAGUGGAGGCCUCCCUGACUCUGGGGCUGACAACACGGGGCAUCCAGAUUUUCCAGAACCUGGAUGAGGAGAAGCAGCUGCUCUACGACUUCCCAUGGACAAAUGUGGGGAAAUUGGUUUUUGUGGGUAAGAAGUUCGAGAUCCUGCCGGACGGGCUGCCCUCGGCGCGGAAGCUCAUCUACUACACGGGCUGCCCGCUGCGCUCGCGGCACCUGCUGCAGCUGCUGAGCAGCAGCCACCGGCUCUACAUGAACCUGCAGCCCGUGCUGCGCCAGGUGCGCCGGCUGGAGGAGAGCGAGGAGAAGAAGCAGUACCGGGAAUCCUACAUCAGCGACACGCUGGAGCUGGACAUGGAGCAGCUGGAGAAGCGCUCGCGCGCCAGCGGCAGCAGCGCCGGCAGCGCCCGGCACAAGCGGCUGUCCCGCCACUCCACGGCCUCCCACAGCAGCUCCCACACCUCUGGCAUCGAGGCUGACCCCAAACCCCGCGAGGUGGGGCCCGAGGACGGGUUCUCUGGGGCCGGAGCCCACCGCAAGCUGAGGACCUGCAGCUCCAUGACCAGCCACGGCAGCUCGCACACGUCCGGCGUGGAGAGCGGCGGCAAGGAGCGGCUGGAGGAGGAUUCCCAGGAUGAUGAAAUCGAGAUGCUGGUGGAUGACCCCCGGGAGCUGGAGCAGGCGGGGGAGCUGGAGGUGAGCCCCGACAUGUGCGUCUACAUCACCGAGGACAUGCUGCUGUCCCGCAAGUUCAACGGGCACUCGGGACUGAUCGUGAAGGAGAUCAGCUCCUCCACCUCCAGCUCCUCAGAGACGGUGGUGAAGCUGCGUGGGCAGAGCACCGACUCCUUACCCCAGACAUCAUCCAGGAAAGGCAAGACGUCGACAGACCGGCACAGCCUGAGCCUGGAUGACAUCAGGCUGUACCAGAAGGACUUCCUGCAGCUGGCCAGGCUGUGCCAGGACUCGGCGCAGAGCUUCACCUUCGGCUGCGCGCACGGGCUGCAGCAGGACGGGCUCUACUGCCACGGCUGCCUGGCCCAGCAGUGCCUCACCAUGCAGGACACCUUCCCUGCCAAGAGAACCAGCAAAUACUUCUCCCUGGAUCUGACCCACGACGAGGUCCCCGAGUUCGUGGUCUGAGCCGCGGCGCUGGAGGAUGGGCCGGAUGAAAACGGGGAUUCCCCAUUCCAGAGGGGUUCGUGCCAAACACAAGUUGUCUCGUUCCUGCAGGGAGGGGCACGGCUCAGCUGAGCCCACCUGUGUUUCCUCCUGGCCUCCUUGCCCCCAGUGACUCUGGGGUGGCUGGAAAAUGCCAGACUGUCGUGUUCAAGCCAAGCCAAAGAAAUGUAAAUAACCCUAAAGGCCAGUACGGGAAGGGAGGAUUGAGCAAUAACCAGCCAGGGAUCUGCAGGCACGGUGAUGUUCCAUGGAGGAAGGCAUGGCCAGCAGCUCCUGGGGCAGAGCAUCAUCCCAGUUUUUCCAAAAAACACGUGCUGGAGGUCAGACCACAGCAGUCCCAGCCAGGUGGAUGAUGACUGGAAGCUCUCAGAGCCAUUUGCAACUUGGUUUUAUCUUUUUUUUUUUUUUUUUUUUUUGGAGAGCAAAACCCCAAAACCAAAAAGGGAACCCACCCCUCAAAAUAAAAAAAAAAAAAAAAAGCAAAGGAGGAUGGAAAAAAUAAAUCCCCUAUAAGGAUAAUGCAAUAAUGCAUCCUAAACAUUGAAUAUCUAGAGAAUACAUAUAUAAAUAUAUCAAGGUAUGUAUGUUUAUAUAUGUCUGGAUCUUAUAGACCCAUCUGCAUUUUACUCCUGCUCUGAAACACCUUUUAUACAAAGGAUCUGCCUUUCUUUCACAAACUCUAUCAACAAUCCUGAUUUUUUCUGAAGCACUAAGAUGAAAAAAAAGACUUUCCUCUCCAGGAGAAUGUGCAUCCAACCACCUUGUCAAUGUGGCUCUUCCUUCUGCAUCUCUGCUCUCUUUUCCCAAGGCUUUUCAUGCAUCUUUAGGUGUCUUACAGCUGGAAUAAUUCUGCCAGAGGAUGAUGCUGACGUGCUAGGAAAAUCCAGGAGUGGUUUCUGAGUGUGUCCCAGGGAAGCCAGACAGCCCAGGUGGAAUAUUUGCUGUCAGUACCAGAGGGUGAAGCACUGUGGAGUUAAUUAUCACAGCACAAUGCCUUUGUAGUGGAUAUUUUUAAUUAGAGUUUAGCCAUUUACAGCCAAAGUUCUGCCAUAUUUUGAUACACCACUGUUUGUUUGUUGGUUUUUUUUUGUUUUUUUUUUUUAAACUGGAAGCUUUUCUUAGAAAAACAAACCAAAAAAAAAUUGUAAUUCUUUUAUAAAUAAGCACAAUCUUAUUUUUAUAAGAAAUGUUGGGGGAGGGAGCUGAGAAAGGGGAGCUGGUACCAAAAGAAAUGGAACAUAGCUAUAGGCACAGUGCACAAAAAAAAAAAAAAAAUCUUUUGGGAUGUUGGGAUAUGGGAGAGGUGCUGUGGGCACUGCAGACAUUGAUCUGGCCCUGCCUGAGGGGUUUUUUUGAAAAUUAAGUCAAUAUCCAGUGUUGGCAGGGCAGGCUGCUGGUGCCUAAAGCCUCUCCCUGAAUCCACACAGGGCUGCUGGAGGGAUGCUGCUGGGGCUCAGGGGCCCCACCAAACACCCCCAAAACCCCUCUUUGGGCUCUGGGAUAACAUUUGUGACUCCAGCCCCCCAUGCAGGGCUGGGUUUGCAGUGUGUGCACCAGCAGUGUGAGUGUCCAUGCUGGCACAGGCAGGAAAAUCCCCCAAAUUCAUCCCCAGCCUCUUUUUCCUCCUCUGCCAGAUUCUGAGUGCUCCCCAUGGGACCUGCAGAAACACAGAGCUGGAGGGAAAAAAGGGAUAAAUUGUGUAAAGAAAUGCUUGAUACUGCUCAGAAAUGGGGAGGGAAUUAUCCCAUUAUCCUGCAGCCAGGGCUGGAUGGAGUGAUGGGGCUGGAACUGGGUGCUGGGGGCUGUGAUGGAGUUUAUCCCUACAAACAGCAGCAUGGGGGACACAGAGGUGCCAUUUAUUCCCAGUUUUUCUGCCUGCCCUUGGGGCUGUUCCCCCUGCAAUAAGGAGCUGUCUGUCUGCACAAAAUAAUCCUUUCUGUGAAAGGAUCUCCCCAUCAGGGCGAUGGGAGAGAGCCCAGUGACUGUGUUGCAAAAGGAGCAAAAAAAUAAAAUAAAAUAAAGGAAAAAAAAAAAAAAAAAAAAAAAAAGAAAACUCAAGGAAAAUGGAAUCAGGUGGAAAAUCCCCAGAGAGAAAUUCUUUUGUACCAAAAUGAAGUUUGUUGAGUGCCUUUUGCAGCAGGGCUGGAUGUGACAAUAAAGUGACAGUUGUUUGCA
This is a messenger RNA of Oenanthe melanoleuca, 4517 nucleotides long. It is a transcript of the gene FRMD6, whose product is annotated as FERM domain containing 6. The transcript is spliced from 15 exons. The coding region runs from base 402 to 2303 and encodes 633 amino acids. NCBI's taxonomy places the organism in Eukaryota, Metazoa, Chordata, Aves, Passeriformes, Muscicapidae. Gene Ontology annotation, biological process: positive regulation of hippo signaling. Gene Ontology annotation, cellular component: cytoplasmic side of apical plasma membrane; cytoskeleton. The record is from RefSeq and is a predicted model, not a curated record.